AUGGAGAGUUUAGUGGACAGUCAGCGGCCCGGAGAAAAGCGCGGCCGGCAGUACCAGGUGCCAAAAAGAUAUGAGUUCCAAAAAAGUAUACCAACAAGCCGCGAUUCCUCCGCGCAUACGUCUAUUUUCAAGCCAAAUUUUACGCUCAACAAACUUCGGCGCGAGCACUCGACGCAGUCGCUGCAGACUUCGCUCAAGCGAGCACAGUCUCCGUUUUUUGGCUCCAAGAAUGACCAUGUGGCGGAAUUGAAACGCCAUAGCUUAUCGGCUGCCUCUGGAGGCGGCCCGGGGUACAGAAAUCACAUAAUCAACGCGUAUAAUGAUUCGAAGGUGUUUGAGACUGUUGCACCAAGACGAACGUCAUCCGUCAAUUACAUUCUUGACACACGGUCAAAUCAAGAUGCACAAAGCAUGCCACCUGCUCCCGAAGAGACAGGGAAGAAAAGCAUACUGAUCAACAGACCGUCGCCUAAUGAGGCACCCUCGUUCAAUUCGUCAAUUUCAAAGAUCAAUUACUAUCAGAGCGAUUUUCAGGGGCCCCAGUAUAUAGAGCAAUUGAAAGGACGAGACUUGAGAGAGGCUAGCUCCAGGGAAACCAAGCACGGGCCAAGUUCCACAGAUAAUACUACAAAAUCGGAGCAGAAAGGAGACACCACUGAUGACGAGACGCAUUCAGAGUCCCAGAGUAGCGUGCAGGACAAUAACGAUACAGUCAACCCGUACUUGGAUCCUCUCGAGUCACAAGCGAUAGGGAUGACCGAGUUUUCCACGCCCACGCAAACAGCCCCCAUGCGAACGCAGCAACGCCAGUUGGCCAUCAAGGACCUGAUGCAGCACCAUAGCCUUGCAGGAAGUGCUUGGUUUGAGUUGGGACCUAAGGACGCUCGUAAAAUUGAGGAGUCCACAGAAUCUUCGGAGCUGAUCAACCAAAAUGUUUGGGCGAACGUCAGUAUUGAUGAAAGAAAUAAGUACGAGCACAUUUCCAACGAUCUUCGGAAGCUGGCAUUGUACAACAAGAAGCCAAUGAUGGAUUGCAUAGGACGGUAUUUUGAGUUGCACAAGCAAACACAUAUCAGUACAAAAGUGCGAUCUCGGGCGCUACCACCGCCAAAGGACGUUUCAUACCUUGAUUCUAGCGGACAUUUCCAACGCGGGGUGGGAAGAGAGUUGGCAGAGGAGUUAUGGAACUCAGCAAAGAGCAAUUUUAAAUUCUUCGAUACAUAG
Ogataea haglerorum is the source of this 1224-nucleotide messenger RNA. RefSeq lists its product as uncharacterized. Lineage: Eukaryota; Fungi; Ascomycota; Pichiomycetes; Pichiales; Pichiaceae. The record is from RefSeq and is a predicted model, not a curated record. The transcript has a single exon. Bases 1 to 1224 code for a protein of 407 amino acids.